Molecule: messenger RNA, 5539 nt
Organism: Emys orbicularis (European pond turtle)
Lineage: Eukaryota; Metazoa; Chordata; Testudines; Emydidae
Gene: ARID2
Product: AT-rich interaction domain 2
Exons: 21
Coding region: 38-5539 (1833 amino acids)
Biological process (GO): regulation of DNA-templated transcription
Cellular component (GO): SWI/SNF superfamily-type complex
Molecular function (GO): DNA binding
Source: RefSeq, a predicted model, not a curated record
UGGAUUUUUUUUAAGAAAACCUUUUUUAAUACAAAAAAUGGCAAAUUCGACGGGUAAAACCCAACCAGACCAGCGGAGAAAGGGACUCGCUUUCCUGGACGAGCUGCGGCAGUUUCACCACAGCAGAGGGUCUCCUUUUAAGAAGAUCCCUGUGGUGGGUGGGAAGGAGCUGGAUCUUCACGCUCUCUACACCAGAGUCACCACUUUAGGCGGAUUUGGGAAGGUAUCUGAGAAGAAUCAGUGGGGAGAAAUUGUAGAGGAGUUUAACUUUCCCAGAAGUUGUUCUAACGCUGCCUUCGCUUUAAAACAGUAUUACUUGCGCUAUCUAGAAAAGUACGAGAAAGUACAUCAUUUUGGGGAGGACGAUGAUGAGGUACAACCAGGCAAUCCAAAGCCACAACUUCCUAUAGGUGCAAUUCCAUCUUCCUACAAUUACCAGCAACACAGUGUGUCAGAUUAUCUUCGUCAAAGCUAUGGGCUGUCUAUGGACUUUAAUUCGCCAAAUGACUAUAAUAAAUUGGUGCUUUCACUGUUAUCUGGACUCCCCAAUGAAGUGGACUUUGCUAUUAAUGUGUGCACUCUUCUGUCAAAUGAAAGCAAGCAUGUCAUGCAGCUUGAAAAGGACCCUAAAAUCAUCACUCUACUGCUUGCUAAUGCUGGGGUAUUUGAUGACACUUUAGGAUCAUUUUCUACUGUAUUUGGAGACGAAUGGAAGGAGAAAACUGAUAGAGAUUUUGUUAAGUUUUGGAAGGAUAUUGUCGAGGAUAAUGAAGUACGUGACCUCAUUUCUGACAGAAACAAAUCUCAAGAUGUUCCAUCAGAAGAAUGGAUAUGGGAAUCCUUAUUUCAUCCACCUCGCAAGUUGGGCAUUAAUGAUAUUGAAGGGCAGCGGGUACUUCAGAUUGCAGUGAUAUUGCGAAAUCUUUCCUUUGAGGAGGGAAAUGUUAAACUUUUGGCAGCUAAUCGUACCUGUCUUCGGUUCCUGCUACUCUCUGCUCAUAGUCAUUUUAUUUCUCUACGACAAUUGGGGCUUGACACACUAGGAAAUAUUGCAGCAGAGCUUCUGUUGGACCCUGUUGAUUUCAAAACUACUCAUCUAAUGUUUCACACUGUUACAAAAUGCCUAAUGGCAAGGGAUAGAUUCUUAAAAAUGAGAGGCAUGGAAAUCCUGGGGAAUCUUUGUAAAGCUGAAGAUAAUGGUGUAUUAAUUUGUGAAUAUGUGGAUCAAGAAUCCUACAAAGAGAUAAUAUGUCAUCUCACUUUACCAGAUGUGCUGCUUGUAAUCUCAGCACUCGAAGUUCUAUACAUGCUCACAGAAAUGGGAGAAGUGGCCUGCACAAAGAUUGCUAAAGUAGACAAGAGCAUAGAUACAUUAGUAUGUCUGGUUUCUAUGGACAUCCAGAUGUUUGGACCUGAUGCACUUACUGCAGUAAAACUCAUUGAACAUCAAAGCUCCAACCAUCAAGUAUCUGAAAUCAGGCCACAGGCGGUGGAGCAUGUUUCCUCACAGGCCCAUGCAACAGCUGUCCCAGCAUCAAGAGCAGCACAGCAUAUUGCUCCACCACCAGGAAUAGUGGAAAUAGACAGUGAGAAAUUUGCAUGUCAGUGGUUGAAUGCACAUUUUGAGGUGAAUUCAGAUUGCUCAGUCUCUCGAGCAGAAAUGUACUCUGAAUACCUCUCAACCUGCAGUAAAUUAGCUCGAGGUGGAAUCCUAACAUCAACUGGAUUUUAUAAAUGUCUUCGAACUGUCUUUCCAAAUCACACAGUGAAGAGAGUAGAGGAUCCAAAUAACAACGGGCAGGCACAUAUACAUGUAGUAGGAGUUAAAAGGAGAGCUAUACCACUUCCCAUUCAGAUGUAUUAUCAGCAACAACCAACUUCUGCUACCCCUGUCGUCCGGGUUGAUUCUAUUCCUGAUGUAUCUCCGUCUCCUUCACCAGCAGGAAUCCCACAUGGACCACAGAGUGUAGGGAACCAUUUUCAGAGGAUCCCAGUUAACAACCAAUCUUCAAAUCUGACCGCAACACAGAUGUCUUUUCCAAUUCAAGGUGUUCACACUGUGGCACAGACUGUUUCUAGAAUUCCACAAAAUCCUUCAGUUCACACACAGCAGCAACAAAAUGCUACAGUGACUGUCAUUCAGAAUAAAACUCCAAUUUCCUGUGAGGUAGUCAAGGCCACAGUAAUACAGAGCUCGGUUUCCCAAUCUGCAGUUCCUGUUACUAUUGCUGUAGGUGGAGCAGCACAAGCUUCUAAUCAAAAUCACAGCAGUGCAGGACCACAGCCAUCUGUUGCUGUUGUCAGUUCUCAGACAUUGCUUCACCAUCAACCUGUAAUUCAACAACAGUCUCCACUACAUGCAGUGGUACCAGGACAGAUACCUUCAGGCACUCCUGUUACGGUAAUUCAACAAGCUGUACCUCAGGGUCAUAUAUUUGGCAGAGUACAGAACCUACCAGCAUGCACUUCAGCAGUUUCACAGGGUCAACAGUUAAUCACUACAUCAUCACAACCUUUGCAAACUUCAUCUCAGCAGCCCUCUGUUGGUAACCAGCAACAAGACACAGUCAUCAUAGCACCCCAACAAUAUGUCACGACCUCUGCAUCCAAUAUUGUUUCUGCCACUACAGUACAGAAUUUUCAAGUUGCAGCUGGGCAGGUGGUUACUAUUGCUGGUGUCCAAAAUCCACAAACUUCUAGGGUAGGGUUUCAGAAUAUUGCGCCAAAGCCUCUACCUUCUCAGCAAGUCCCAUCUACAGUGGUACAACAACCCAUGCAGCAGCAGCAGCCACCAUCCCAACAAAGUGUUGUGAUUGUAAGCCAGCCAACUCAGCAAGGUCAAACAUAUGCACCAGCCAUUCACCAAAUUGUGCUAACUAAUCCAGCUUCUCUUCCAGCUGGUCAAACUGUCCAGUUGACUGGACAACCAAACAUAACUCCAUCUUCCUCACCAUCUCCUGGACCAGUUACAAAUAACCAGGUUCCUACAGUAAUGUCAUCUCCAUCUACUACUCAGUCACAAGGACCCCCUCCUACUGUCAGUCAGAUGCUUUCCGUGAAGAGGCAGCAACAGCAGCAACAUUCACCUGCGCCAUCACAACAACAGGUACAAGUACAAGUCCAGCAACAACAACCGGUACAAAUGCAAGUUCAGCCACCGCAAGCUAAUGCAGGAGUUGGUCAGCCUUCCUCUGGUGAAUCUAGUCUGAUAAAACAGCUGCUUCUUCCAAAACGAGGCCCUUCAACUCCUGGUGGUAAGCUUAUACUCCCAGCUCCACAGAUUCCUCCACCUAACAAUGCAAGAGCUCCUAGUCCUCAGGUGGUUUAUCAGGUGGCCAAUAACCAAGCACCAAGUUUUGGAGUUCAAGGACAGUCUCCAGCUCAGCAGCUAUUAGUUGGACAGCAAAAUGUUCAGCUGGUCCAGAGUGCAAUCCAGCCCCAAGGGGCAGUACAAACAGUACCCAUUUCUAAUCUACAAAUAUUGCCAGGCCAGUUGAUCUCAAAUAGCCCAGCAACCAUUUUCCAAGGGACUUCUGGCAACCAGGUUACCAUAACAGUUGUGCCAAAUACUAGUUUUGCUACUGCAACUGUGAGUCAGGGAAAUACAACUCAGCUCAUUGCUCCAGCAGGAAUCUCAAUGAGUGGAACACAGACAGGAGUUGGGCUUCAGGUGCAAACACUUCCAGCUACUCAAGCACCUCCAGCUGGACAAUCACCAUGUGCUGCUGCUCCUCCAUUCAAAGGUGAUAAAAUAAUUUGCCAAAAGGAGGAAGAAGCAAAGGAAGCAACAGGUUUACACGUUCAUGAACGUAAAAUUGAAGUUAUGGAAAAUCCCUCUUGCCGAAGAGGAGCUGCGAACACCAGUAAUGGGGAUGCAAAGGAAAAUGAAAUGCAGGUGGGAAGUCUUUUAAAUGGGAGAAAGUAUAAUGACUCCAGUCUACCUCCUUCUAACUCAGGGAAAACUCAAAAUGAGGCCAAUCAGUGCUCACAAGUCAGUAACGGGCCAUCAUUAGAAUUGGGUGAGAAUGGAGCUCCUGGAAAGCAGAACUUUGAACAAAUGGACACACAGGAAAUUAAAAGUGAUUUGAAGAAGCCCCUAGUUAAUGGAAUCUGUGAUUUUGAUAAAGGAGAUGGUUCUCAUUUGAGCAAAAACAUUCCAAAUCACAAAACUUCCAAUCAUGUAGGAAAUGGUGAGAUCUCUCCAGUGGAACAAGGGAAUUCAGAUGUCACGCAGCAAGAGACUGCCAAAGGUGAUCAAGGGGAAAGGUUUUCUAAUGGGCCUGUAUUAACUUUGAGUAGUUCACCUGUUGUAAGCGGUACACAGGAAGCUGCAAAACUGUUAACCCAGCAACUUAGUGGUACCAACACUGAUUUACCUAAUGGACCUUUAGCUUCAAGUUUGAAUUCAGAUGUGCCUCAGCAACGCCCAAGUGUAGUUGUCUCACCACAUUCUACAGCCUCUGUUAUACAGGGGCAUCAAAUCAUAGCAGUUCCACACUCAGGACCUAGAGUGUCCCAGUCUACCCUGUCAUCUGAAGUUCGGUCUACUAAUGGCACAGCAGAAUGCAAAACUGUAAAGAGGCCAGCAGAGGAUAAUGAUAGGGAAACUGUUCCAGGAAUUCCAAAUAAAGUAGGAGUUAGAAUUGUUACAAUCAGUGACCCCAACAAUGCCGGUUGCAGUGCAACUAUGGUUGCUGUGCCAGCUGGAGCGGAUCCAAGCACUGUAGCUAAAGUAGCAAUAGAAAGCGCUGUUCAGCAAAAGCAGCAGCAUCCAACAACAUAUAUACAAAGCAUGGUCACACAGAGCACACCUGUGACACCGGUACCAACAAUGCAAGUACAGGGCCAGCAGAUCAAUUUGCAGCCUUCUUCAUACCCAGCACCAAGUCAACAUGGCGAGCAAGUGAAAAAACCUGGACAGAACUUCAUGUGUCUGUGGCAGUCUUGUAAAAAGUGGUUUCAAACACCAUCACAAGUUUUUUAUCAUGCAGCAACUGAACAUGGAGGAAAAGACGUCUAUCCAGGGCAGUGCUUAUGGGAGGGUUGUGAACCUUUCCAGCGGCAGAGGUUUUCCUUCAUUACCCACUUACAGGAUAAGCACUGCUCCAGAGAUGCUCUACUUGCAGGAUUAAAACAAGAUGAACACGGACAAGCAGGAAAUCAGAAACCUUCCAAUAAGCAGCCAACUGCAGGGGGUAGUACCUCUACUCCUAGAGCACAGAAGGCUAUUGUGAAUCAUCCUAGUGCUGCCCUCAUGGCACUAAGAAGGGGAUCAAGAAACCUUGUCUUCAGAGAUUUCACAGAUGAAAAAGAGGGACCAAUAACUAAACACAUCCGAUUAACAGCUGCCUUAAUAUUAAAAAAUAUUGGUAAAUAUUCAGAAUGUGGUCGCAGAUUGCUAAAGAGACAUGAAAAUCACCUAUCAGUGCUAGCCAUUAGUAAUAUGGAAGCUUCCUCCACACUUGCCAAAUGCCUUUAUGAACUUAAUUUUACAGUCCAGAGUAAAGAACAAGAAAAAGACUCUGAAAUGCUGCAGUGA